AUAAUUUUGCAGGUUAAUAGAUUUAUUGGCUUUUCCAAUGUCACCUGUGUCACCAUUUAUUUCCAUCUCUCACAUUCAAUAUUUCCUCUCUCUCUCUCUCUCUCUCGUCUCUCGCUAGAAAAAUUUCUAUUUGCAAGUUCCUCUCUUCCUACUGUAAAAACAAAAUUGCGGGUAAGGUACUCCAUUGACUGACAGUCUUAAUCAGAAACCUUGUUUACAAUCCAACGCAAGCACAUGACACCAAGCCUCAACAACUUUCUGGGAUUUGGGAGUUUUGGAGUUGGACUGACUUGCAGCUUUGCAUACCAGAUGGGGUUCUUUGGUUAGCUGCCUUAAGCUCAAAGCUGCAAUCUUGGUAAGUUCAUUUUUCCAAACCCAUUCUUUUGUUCUUGAAAAACAAAAACAAAAACAAAAAAUGGUGUGGAUGUGGAAGCUCCUUGAAAUCAAAGAAAAUGGGGUUUCUGCAUUUCCCACAUUCCCACCAAACAUUGUUCCUCAGCUUCCUCCCCCACCUCCAAAUCUCCAGUCAGAUAAUUUGAGUUUUGGGAACAAGGUCAGUCCAAGCAUACUGCUAAUAAUCGUAAUUUUAGCCAUAAUUUUCUUUGUUUCUGGGCUGCUCCACCUCCUUGUUAGAUUCCUCAUGAGGCCUCCUGCCAGAGAUUCAGAGGACUUGGAGAGUGUGACAGUUCUUCAAGGCCAACUGCAGCAACUGUUCCACCUCCAUGAUGCAGGGGUUGACCAGUCCUUCAUCGACACCCUCCCUGUCUUCCACUACAAAGCCAUCAUUGGAUUGAAAAACCCUUUUGAUUGUGCUGUCUGUUUGUGUGAGUUUGAGGGUGAGGAUAAGCUCAGAUUGCUGCCCAAAUGCAGCCAUGCCUUCCACGUGGACUGCAUUGACACUUGGCUCUUGUCUCACUCCACUUGCCCUCUCUGUAGAGCUACUUUGCUCCCUGACUUCUCUUCCAACAAUAGCUGCUCACCCAGUGUUUUUGUUCUUGAGUCUGGGAGUGACAGCUCCAGAGAGAUGAUCUCUGAUAGAGAUGGACACAAUUCCCAUCUGGGUUUUCAUGGAGACAUGGAAUUGGGGCAGCCCCGCGCCGAUGUGUCGAACAAAUCUUGCGAAAUUGUGGCGAAAGAUGAGGCUAACCCGGCGGUAACCGUGGAUUUGGGGGAGAAGGUAGUGCCCGUGAAGCUAGGGAAGUUCAGAAAUGUGGAUGGGGGUGGUGAGGGGAGUAGUGAAAGCAAUGCGGAUGCAAGGAGGUGCUUUUCUAUGGGAUCAUUUGCGUAUGUGUUGGAUGAAAAAUCUGAACUGCAAGUAGCGAUUGGAGCAUCGAUGAAAAAGCAGUCGACCAAGAAGCCUACUCUGCCGUUGGCUCCAGGUCACAGGCAAGCAAUGUCGGAAUGCGAUUGUGAGUCAACGAGAGAGUUCAAGUUCAGUGGCAUUGAAGCAAUCGGAAGCCUUGAAACUCAAGUGACUAGCACUAGUGCUAGUAUUACUAAUGGCAGUGGCAGUAAUGGCAUUGAGUGGAGCAAGAGGGAGAGCUUCUCGAUAUCGAAGAUUUGGCUUAGGGGGAAGAAGGAGAAGCCAAAUGGGGCGUCGUAUUCGUCAAGAAGGGCCUUUUCUUUCCGGUUUCCGGUGCAUCGGAGUGCUAUGGUUGCAGGGGAGGAAGUGAAGGGCAAGAAUGUUGGGACUGAGAGUCGGAGGAUAAUCUCAGAGAUUGACAUAAGGAGGUGGGAAAAUGGAGGGAGUGAAAUGGGUUGUGAUGAGGAGAAUGUUAGCUGUAACAGUUUGGAUUCACAAGCAAAUCCACCAUCUUUUACUAGGAGAACGCUCCUUUGGCUUAUGGGAAGACAACAGAACAAAGUUGUUCAUUCAUCACUUGAUCCUAGUGUUUAAGUAGGUUUUUAUUAUUUAAUUUAUUUGAUUUUGAUUUAUCUCUAGACAAAUUAUAAUCUUUGAUUGCUUCCUCUCAUAGUAUAUGUAACUGGAGGCACAUUCGAACUUAGAUGCGGAAUAGAGCAAUUUUGGCUAUUGCCAAUGCCUAUUACAUGCAUAUAUGUAUUUUUAAAUUAAAUAGAUGAGCAAAUUGUUGAUUUCCUUUCAUUUAAGUAAGGGCAAUUAGCCACAACAAUCAAAUUUUGUUACAGAA
Molecule: messenger RNA, 2150 nt
Organism: Malus domestica (apple)
Lineage: Eukaryota; Viridiplantae; Streptophyta; Magnoliopsida; Rosales; Rosaceae
Product: RING-H2 finger protein ATL13-like
Source: RefSeq, a predicted model, not a curated record